AUGGAGAGCGCGGGCGCUGACGAUCUCCUCCAUGACAACUUGACCAACGUCAAGCGGACGGAGGAGAUUACGUCUCAAAUGCUUCAUAAAACCAAAAAAAUUCUGGCCACAUCCGUGUACGCGCGGAGUCGCGACGACUAUGAGCUCCUCGACAAAGUGGUGCAAUCCAUUCACUUUUUUGCCGACAUCGACCAUGCCGAGCGGCUGCAGUACCUCCGCGCCUGCCGCGGCGUCUCGCUCAACAAGGGCCAAGUGCUCUUUUCGAUCGGCGACCCCGCCGACUCGUUCUAUUGCGUUCUAUCCGGCGCGCUCAACGUCGUUGUCGACCUCUCGCGUGUCAAGAUCCACACCAAGCGUGAGCUAGAUGAUAUUCUAAACCGCGCCAAAAUCUACUCGUGCUUGAACAGCCCUGGCGUCGGCACGGGUUCGCCGUACACGACGUCGUACGUUGUGCGCUGCCUCCGGCGGUUCGACUCGUUUGGCGAUGCGGGCAUGCUCGCGCCCGAUAGCUCGCGGACAGCAACCGUCGUCGCCAUCGAAGACACGCUCCUCUUACGCGUCGAGAAGGAAGCGUUCUUGGACUGUCGCGUGUUUCGCCAGCGCAAAGAAAUCAAUCAAAAGCUCGCGUUCCUUGCCAAGGUCAAGAUCUUCCAGCACUGGACACUCGAGGCCAAGACGCGCUUGUGCCAGCGCCUCGAGCGCGUGCUCAAAUCCUACAACGAUGUGCUUCUCGCCCAAGACACGGACCCGCGUACGUUAUUUGCCAUGAACGACUUUAGUGGGCAGUGCUUUGGUGCGUACGAGGUCCUGCGCGGCAUGCACCGCGGCGCCUUCUCCGUCCUCGUCUCGUCGCCCAGUGCCGUCCUCUACCGCAUCGAGAAGAGCGACGUGCGCUAUUUGGUGUUGAAAGACGCUGUCACGGAGCAGCUGCUCAAGGCCGACGCCAACGACCUUUACGCGCGCAUGCACAAGCAGUCGAUCGAGCAGGACCUCGUCAUGAACACGCAGUGGCACGAAUACAAGGAAGCCAUUGUCGCCGAGGCCACUCCGCGGCGCGGCCAGGCCAAGCUCACGCCGCACUUGCUGCCGUUCGUGCACAGUUUGGACCCGUCUCCGCUGGCGACACCCGGACCCAGCGUUGUGCUGCCGCCACGAUCUCCACCGGUGCGAGGACCGCCCAAGCCCAUGGUGCCGGUGCGGUCCCACGUGCCGCCAGCCGCCGCCUCGGAAAAGCUCUUUCAAAGCCACAAGACGUGGCUGCAGGCAUAGAAUGUCAAUAUGACCACACUCAAAUUCACACAACGAGUGCUAGUGGGCCAAAAAUCGUGUCGCCA
This is a messenger RNA of Saprolegnia diclina VS20, 1334 nucleotides long. RefSeq lists its product as hypothetical. The record is from RefSeq and is a predicted model, not a curated record. The transcript is spliced from 9 exons. Bases 1 to 1269 code for a protein of 422 amino acids. NCBI's taxonomy places the organism in Eukaryota, Oomycota, Saprolegniomycetes, Saprolegniales, Saprolegniaceae.